This is a messenger RNA of Lucilia sericata (common green bottle fly), 934 nucleotides long. RefSeq lists its product as uncharacterized. The record is from RefSeq and is a predicted model, not a curated record. Bases 379 to 777 code for a protein of 132 amino acids. NCBI's taxonomy places the organism in Eukaryota, Metazoa, Arthropoda, Insecta, Diptera, Calliphoridae. The transcript has 2 exons.
AAAAAAACAAAUAAAGAAAUAAUACAAGAAACAAGUGUUUAAGAAAAGCAGAAAGAAAUUUUACCACAUCAUUUGAUCAUCCCGACAAAUAAGAGAAUUUCAACCAGGAAAUUUCAACUCGUUCAGCUAAGAGAUAAACAACUACACACACAUUCUCCUGUUCUCUUUAUUAAGAACAACCGAAGGCUCGAAAUCACACGGCCGACUUUAAGUCGUCGUAGCCAAACAUCCCAUAGCACUAGAAGUCAAGACGAAACCACCCGGCCUACUUUAAAUCGACGCCGCCAAACAACCAGUAGUGCUAGAAGACGCGACCCGGACAUUUACAAGUGUGCGCUGUGUGCCAGCUUUCACGCACUGCGAUUUUGUCGCAAAUUUAUGAAAAUGAGCCCUAAGAAGAGAGAGGACGUGGUGGAGAACCAUGGCUAUUGCAUCAAUUGUCUGGCAAAAAGCCACACAAUAAGAGCUUGUCAAUCGAUGGACACUUGCAGGAUAUGUUACAGCUAUCAUCACACAUUGUUGCACCCACAUCGUCAACGGGUUCGUCAUCAACAGCAACAAGGUCAACGUCAGCAGUCAAACCGUCAGCAGUCAAACCGUCAGCAACAACGUCAACAGCCAGAUAGUCGUGACAACCAAGAGCAAGGCAGUCAACAAAUCACUCAAUCAGCUAUAACACCAACUAAAUCGACAACACCAGACGUUAAAAUAUUAGUGGAGGCGAUUCGUUCGCUGGCUCACGUAUUAUGUGCCCAAGAGGGUCCAAUUCUUGCCUAGUGCCAAGGCCGGCGGCAUGUCCAAACGAGUUUGAACACUAAAAUUAUAAUUUAUAUAAUUUUUAUAUUAAUUAUUUGAAAUUCAAUUAAUAUAAGCUUUUUUGUAAGUGUAAGCGAUAUCGUAAAAGAUACAAAAUGUGGCAGCGCUAAGUUUUUCU